AUGGCUGCACCGGACCUAGAAAGUCUUCGUAUGUCUGGAGCGGGGAAGGCUCUGGCCGUCCUGACCAGCGGGGGAGAUGCACAAGGAAUGAAUGCUGCAGUUCGUGCUGUUACUCGCAUGGGUAUUUAUGUUGGUGCUAAAGUGUUUCAUGUAUAUGAGGGCUAUGAAGGAUUGGUUGAAGGAGGUGAUUGUAUCAAGCAAGCAAACUGGCUAAGUGUGUCAAAUAUAAUCCAGUUGGGAGGAACCAUCAUUGGAAGUGCCAGAUGCAAAGCAUUUACCACUCACGAAGGCCGUCUGGCUGCAGCCCAUAACCUUGUGCAGCAUGGCAUAACAAACUUGUGUGUCAUUGGUGGUGACGGCAGUUUAACAGGGGCAAAUAUUUUUCGAAAGGAGUGGAGCAGUCUGCUUGAGGAGCUUGUUAAAAAAGAAAAAGUAACUGAAGCUGUUGCUGCUAAGUAUACUCAUUUGAAUAUUGUUGGUCUUGUCGGGUCAAUUGACAAUGACUUCUGUGGUACAGAUAUGACAAUUGGGACAGAUUCAGCAUUGCACAGAAUAAUGGAAGUAAUUGAUGCAAUCACAACUACUGCUCAAAGUCAUCAACGGACUUUUGUGCUGGAAGUGAUGGGACGGCAUUGCGGGUACCUAGCCUUAGUAUCUGCCUUGGCGUCAGGAGCCGACUGGCUUUUAAUUCCAGAGUGUCCUCCUGAUGAAGGAUGGGAGGAUGUCAUGUGUUCUAGACUUGGAGAGACUCGAAGUCGAGGUUCAAGAUUAAAUAUCGUUAUUAUUGCAGAAGGAGCUAUUGGUCGCAAUGGGGAACCGAUUACCUCUAAUUAUGUGAAAGAUCUGGUUGUACAGCGCCUGGGAUUUGAUACCAGAAUCACAGUUCUUGGACAUGUACAACGAGGAGGAACUCCAUCAGCCUUUGAUCGUGUCCUGAGCAGUAAAAUGGGUAUGGAAGCCGUUAUUGCAUUGAUGGAAGCAACACCUGAAACUCCAGCCUGUGUUGUAAGCCUAUCUGGUAACCAGUCUGUGAGACUGCCAUUGAUGGAAUGUGUUCAAGUGACAAAGGAUGUACAAAAAGCUAUGGAGGAGAAGAAAUUUGAGGAAGCAAUUCAGUUAAGGGGAAGGAGCUUUGAAAAUAACUGGAACAUAUACAAGCUUCUUUCACACCGAAAACAGUCUGAAGAGAAGAGUAACUUUAGUAUGGCAAUCUUAAAUGUUGGUGCACCAGCUGCAGGAAUGAAUGCAGCUGUUCGAUCUGCAGUACGAAUUGGAAUUUCUCAAGGUCACAAAGUCUUCAUCGUGUAUGAUGGAUUUGAAGGACUUUCCAAAGGACAGAUUCAGGAAGUUGGCUGGCAUGAUGUUGCUGGAUGGUUAGGACGCGGUGGUUCAAUGCUAGGGACAAAAAGAACAAUUCCAAAAACUUGUCUACCCCAGAUUGUAGAAAACAUUAGAAAAUAUAACAUCCAUGCUCUUUUGGUUAUCGGAGGGUUUGAGGCUUAUGAAGGAGUGUUGCAGCUUGUUGAGGCUCGGGAACAAUAUGAGGAACUUUGUAUCAUUAUGUGCGUCAUUCCUGCAACUAUCAGCAACAAUGUUCCUGGCACUGACUUUAGCAUUGGCUCAGAUACAGCUGUCAAUGCUGCCAUGGAGAGCUGUGACCGCAUUAAACAAUCUGCUUCUGGAACGAAGAGGCGUGUCUUCAUUGUAGAAACUAUGGGUGGAUACUGUGGCUACCUUGCUACAGUGACAGGAAUAGCUGUCGGUGCUGAUGCUGCAUAUGUUUAUGAGGACCGAUUUAACAUCCAUGAUCUUAAGUCUAAUGUGGACCACUUGACUGACAAAAUGAAGACUGAUAUUCAAAGAGGUCUUGUGCUGAGGAAUGAAAAAUGUCAUGACUACUACACCACAGAAUUUCUGUAUAAUCUUUAUUCUGCUGAAGGAAAGGGUAUUUUUGACUGUCGAACAAUGUGCUUGGACACCUACAGCAAGGUGGCUCUCCUACCCCAUUUGAUCGCAAUUAUGGAACAAAACUUGGAGUCAAGUCUGUAA
Molecule: messenger RNA, 2049 nt
Organism: Staurois parvus
Lineage: Eukaryota; Metazoa; Chordata; Amphibia; Anura; Ranidae
Source: the annotation of a GenBank genome assembly